This is a messenger RNA of Pichia kudriavzevii, 363 nucleotides long. RefSeq lists its product as uncharacterized. Gene Ontology annotation, cellular component: cytosolic large ribosomal subunit; ribosome. Gene Ontology annotation, molecular function: structural constituent of ribosome; mRNA binding. Gene Ontology annotation, biological process: maturation of LSU-rRNA from tricistronic rRNA transcript (SSU-rRNA, 5.8S rRNA, LSU-rRNA); translation. NCBI's taxonomy places the organism in Eukaryota, Fungi, Ascomycota, Pichiomycetes, Pichiales, Pichiaceae. Bases 1 to 363 code for a protein of 120 amino acids. The record is from RefSeq and is a predicted model, not a curated record. The transcript is spliced from 2 exons.
AUGGCUGGAUUAAAGGCAUACGAAUUAAGAACUAAGUCUAAGGAACAAUUAGAAGAACAACUCGUUGACUUAAAGAAGGAACUUGCAGACUUAAAGGUCCAAAAGGUCUCCAAGCAAUUUGUUCCAAAGAUCAAGACUGUCAGAAAGGACAUUGCUAGAGUCUUGACUGUCAUUAACGCACAACAAAGAGCUUCUGUCAGAGCUUUCUACGAAGGUAAGAAGUACAUUCCAAAGGAAUUGAGAGCUAAGAAGACCAGAGCUUUAAGAAGAGCUUUAACCAAGGAACAAAAGUCUUUAAAGACUGAAAGAGCAAGAAAGUUAGCUAUUGCUUACCCAGUCAAGUCUUUUGCUCUUAAGGCUUAA